UAUUGAUUGUUCAUUGAAAUCUAUUUUCUGCGUUGCUCUCCCCUUGUGCCUGUAUCGGUUUCCGAAAUUCGCAGUUGAGGUUUUCUCGCCUUUACAAUAAGAACACAUUCAGCUAUUCUUCAGCAAAGGACUCUUUCUCUGUUGUAUAUAAUUGUACGAUUCCUGGGCUGUUCUCGAGAUUUUUCUUAUUCAUCACACCCGCACCUCCCCCCACACACCUUUCUUAUCUUCUUCUCCUACACAUACACCCUCACACAUUUUUGUAUACUCAUAAUAUCAUGGAUAAGGCCCGCAUUCUCAGCAACCUCUCCUGGUCAACAAAGCUUCGCCGCAGUAACAGCAGGCACAGUAAGGCAGGGCGUCGGAAAGAAAUUGCAUUCCCGCCUCCUCUCCCCGUCGAAUCCACCGACUACUCGUCGGCCACAGAAACCGAGCCCUUCCCUACCCUGCAAGGCAGUGAUUUCCAGCUCGCCAUGCAGCACUUUGCCGACGCACCAGAAGACGCAUACGAGCCAGUCAGCGGAUUCUGGCAGAAACUGGACCGCAAACUCAGCGCUGGCGGUGAAGACACAAUGACACGCGGCAUCGACCAGUCAAUGGUGGACGGCGUUGACGGCGACGGAUGGCGCGAGACAUACCGCGAAUUCAGUGACGCACUUGCCGGCGACAUGCAUCCGGUCGUAGCGGCAUUCGUUGCCGCGCAAUCCAGCAACUCAACAGUGGUUCUGGGCGCAGAGCACAUCUGGCUGAUGGUCCUGCAGGCGCUGUCGGCGGUGGUGAAGACAGGCCAUGGCGAGUUUGCUGCAGGAGGCAAUGAUAAGCUGUGGAAGGAGCUGCGGAAAUCGUCGGGCGUGCCAGCACGGCUCACAGACACUAGCGAGCGCGAAUGCCGGUUGUUUGCCAGUCACAUGGACGGAUACCAUCCUUUGUAUACGUCGAAUGGUGCCGCGCCGAUUGUCAUGGCGGCGGCUGUUGCUGGCCAUGUGCAUACGGGUCGGGUAGAGUACGGGCGGAUGGAAAGCAGUGGCAGCAUCCGGAAUGUCAUGAUGCGCAAACCCCGUGGCAUUGGGCGCGGAGCACGGCGGAGCAUCCGCGGCCUGCAGCUGGUCGGCACCAUUCAGGCGUGGUCCGCGUUAUGUAUGAUGACAAGGCAGCUGAAGGAGACAUAUGCUGGCCAGGGCAUCGACUGGUGGCUGUACCGGGCCCACAAGGUAUGCGGCGACCUGACAAACUACUUUGCUGCGCAAUUCGAGUUUAUCGACAACGAGCCGACGCGGCGCUGGCGCCAAUGGACACUACAGGCGCUGGAAACGACCCCGGGCAGGUUCGACGGCUGGCUUGCUUCGCUAUUUUCUGUCGACAAUACCGGCACCGCCAUCCAUACUGACAAAAAGUUUGGCAUGGAGUGGACAAAAGUGCCGUCGGGCGUCGAUGUCCAGAGGGUGGCGGUCACCAAGGACUCGUGGCAGAAUUUGUAUUCGGGCUUUGUCGGCCAGCAGAGAAUGGUCAGGGCUAGGGUAGCGAAUCGGAGUGGCACGCUGCAUGGCGAUGAUGAGUUCCCGGCCAUUGUUAUCAGGGAUUGUGCCAGCACCUUAACCGAGUCCGAUGAUACGGGCUUUGAAGAGGGCGAGGCUGGGAUUGAGUGUGCCGUGGCGCCGGUCAUCGGAUGGGCGCUGGACCGACAGCUGUGAACAAAACAAAAGGUAUAGAUUUUAUUAUCUGCAAAAAUACAAUUAAAUUAUUUC
Molecule: messenger RNA, 1745 nt
Organism: Linderina pennispora
Lineage: Eukaryota; Fungi; Kickxellomycota; Kickxellomycetes; Kickxellales; Kickxellaceae
Exons: 1
Coding region: 279-1691 (470 amino acids)
Source: RefSeq, a predicted model, not a curated record